Cajanus cajan (pigeon pea) is the source of this 746-nucleotide messenger RNA. RefSeq names its product F1F0-ATPase inhibitor protein. Lineage: Eukaryota; Viridiplantae; Streptophyta; Magnoliopsida; Fabales; Fabaceae. The record is from RefSeq and is a predicted model, not a curated record. Gene Ontology annotation, cellular component: respiratory chain complex I.
UUGAAGUGGUUUGUGUCCGGUUGGAGCGGGUGGAGUUUGACACAGUGAGGGUCCGAAGUUAGUGAAUAUAAUACAAUAUAUAAAACGCGUAAGUUCUAGGGUCUUUGACUCUUUCUUUUUUAUACCAACAAGCACCACCGCCUCCAGUGUGUGAUAUCGUCAUCGUGAAAUGGCUAUGAGAUCGGUUGUGAAUCGUGGAUCUGUGUCUCGUUUCAUGGACUCAACAAAUCGAGGGGCUUUCACUCGCUUCUUCAGCGACAAGGGUCGCGUUCUGAGCGAGGAGGAACAGGCCAAAGAGAACGUCUACAUCCAGAAAUGGGAGAGGGAGAGGUUGGAGAAGCAGAAGCAACAGUCUGAGAAGACCAAGGCCGACAAGGACAAAGAUCCUGCUCAUAAGAAACCUGAAGGUACUCAAAAAGACUGAGCUUAUCCUUCGCAUCACCAAGCUGCAAGGUCACUUCGUGGGAAAUAAUCAUGGUGAAUAAUAAAACACAUUGACCCUCAGUGAACUUUGGUCUUUGUAUAGGUGUUCUUUCUUGUUUAUUGUAGUUUCUUCAAUGGUGACUGAUGAAACCAUGUCGUUACUUCCACCGAACUUGGUACUUCUGUUAUGAUGUAAUCCUUUCCAGUAAUUUUUCACUUUUAUGAGCUGUCAGUGUCAAAACUAAUAUGUUUUGAUUAAGGAAAAAUGGGAAAGUUAAUAUAAGUUUAUGUAAAUUAUAAAUGCUUAAAAGGCACUGAAUGCA